Molecule: messenger RNA, 2053 nt
Organism: Strigops habroptila (Kakapo)
Lineage: Eukaryota; Metazoa; Chordata; Aves; Psittaciformes; Psittacidae
Gene: MAD2L1BP
Product: MAD2L1 binding protein
Exons: 2
Coding region: 16-825 (269 amino acids)
Biological process (GO): regulation of exit from mitosis
Cellular component (GO): nucleus
Source: RefSeq, a predicted model, not a curated record
GCCGCCGGCCAGGAAAUGGCGUCUGGCCGUGUCGCGGCUGCUCCUGCCUCUCCGCCGUCCCCGCUGCUCCUUUCUGAGGCGCCCCCGGGCCUGGAGCGCGGCGGCGGGAUGUGGCCCCGGCGGAGCGCGCUGGCGGCGGCCUGCCCCUCGGUGUCCGUCGUGUUCCCGGGCGCGGUGAGCCGGGAGAGCUGCUGCCGCUUCGCCUGCGAGCUCCUCAAGCACGUCCUGCACCAGCGGCACCAGCUCCCGCUGCCCUACGAGCAGCUCGCCUACUUCUGCCGGCGGGCGGCUAAGGGUGGAGAUGUGAUUAAGAAGCCAGUGUCCAUGGACCUGGCAAGCAAGAAGUGCCAGCAGGUGCUGAUGGAGCUGGAGGGGGUGCUCCAGCACUUGGAAGUAAUGUUUAGACUGACACUGGUUCCUCGGGUUCUUAUUCUACUUGGAGGCAAUGUCAUGAGCCCCAAGGAGCUGUAUGAGCUCAACUUAGAGGGCAUCCUUGAAGGCAGUGCUGAAGAGAGCCUGAAAACUGCAUCCUGUGUUCGCAAGCUCUUCCACUCGCUGUUUGUUGCAGAUGUCUUCAGUGAACUUAAGGCUCUCCCUGCCAUGGGCACUGUUGUUAUGCUCCAAGGACACCGCGAUUGUGGUGUUGAUUGGUUCCGGCCCAAGCUCAACUAUAAAGUGCCAACUCGAGGGAGGAAACUGACUGUUAACUUGUCCUGUGAUGGAGACAUCAACAUAAGUGCCUUGCCUCCUCAGCAUAUGAGUUCUGACUGGGAGGACUAUGUCUGGUUUCAAGCACCAGUGACACUCAAAGGCUUUCAUGAAUGACGUGUGAUCUGUAGAACGUUAAUAGAAUAUUCAAUAACCUUUGGUGCUGCUUCAAGUGAGGAUAACUUUAUCAAAUGUAACCAUGUAUUCUUGUCUAUCUGGAUCUUUUCUCCAGGGCGUCUACUGCCUUCAUUUAGCUCAGCUGUGUUCAUCUGUCUUCAUUUUCUGAAUUGUUGAAAGCAAAUACCCUUUAAGGCACAGCUGCACACAGAUAAGUGAUUCUUUAGGGACCUGAGUUGUGGAAAUGAAUUAGUGGGUUGGGAGUAAAUCUUUCCUGCCACAUACUUGUUGAACUGGCAAAUACUGGAUACAAUUGUCUUUCUCCUGAGGUUUAACUUAGUAAUCCAAAGAGUGGGACUUCACAGCAAUUGGGAUGUCUAGGUACCUAGCAGUGUCUUGUACUGGUGCUGAAAAUAGGUUGAACAGUACUGUGGAGGCAGGGAAGCACAUCUACCUAUUCUUUUUCUUUUUUUUUUAUUUUUUACCAACCUUUAGUCCAGCAGCCCUGACAAUCAGAUGCAUAGUUAAAAGUAAGCAGUUUCUGCUCUAACCCUUUUCAUAGGCAAUUAGGACUUCCAGCCUCAAUAUACUAGAAUAUUCUGACCUAAAACAACAGUUAGUUUCUUGCUUACUUUUACUUUUAGAAGUCUUAGACUCUAAAUGUUUCUGAAGUGGGAAGAAGUGGUGAGGGAAGUAUGAUCAAGUUCAGCACUACAUCUACCUGUCAAUUCCUGUUCUAAGUCAGAAUGUGUUACUUGGAAGCAGAAUUUAAGCCCUUCUGGCCUGGUGUCUAAUGCAGAAUGGGACAGAAAGGGAGGGAGAGAAACCUUGGAGCACACUGUGUCAGGAUUAGAUAUCUGUUGUAGUUAUCUUCAGCCGGAUGGAUAUGUAUUUGUAAUGUAAUGAGCCUGAUAGCUACAAAGAGCUCUAUCCUGUUUGAAGAGAAACACAAUCAUCAUACUGGUAGCAAGGUCACUAGCGGUUUCCUGAUAAAUAUUGCACAAUAGGGUGGUAAAAAUCUUUUGAAAGGAGGGUAAAGGUUGAUGCACUCUGCACUUGGUGCAUAUUUUUAACUUUGACCUUUUGGAGUGGAAUGAGAUUAUAGAACUAGGAGGAAAUUAAGUUGGUAAUUUUGAGCUUGGAGUCCACUAGGGGUGCUGUCUCUGCCUAUCCAUUAAGAACUGUUUACAAUGUGUAGUAACUGCUAAAGCUUGCUCUAGGGGAAAAA